Molecule: messenger RNA, 1485 nt
Organism: Psylliodes chrysocephalus
Lineage: Eukaryota; Metazoa; Arthropoda; Insecta; Coleoptera; Chrysomelidae
Source: the annotation of a GenBank genome assembly
UCCAUUGCGAUAACGUGUCACUUCAAUCAAUUUUUGCCCCUAGAUUUUAGGCAAAAUUAAACAAGUUUUGGCAGUUUGGUGUAAAAAGUGUUGUCUAAAACUUUUCUGGUGAAAUUGUUGCUGGUUGCUGGGCAGAACUGCUGAAAAGUUCACCUGAAAAAAGUUGUUAGCUUUGCUUAGCUGGUUGAUUUGUUGUUUUGCUUUUUUAUUUUAAAGAGUACACUGCUAUUUUUAUAAUCAGUGGUAUGUAAGUGGGAAAAUACAGUUUCUGUAAAAUUUGCCUUUUUAAAUAAACACAAAAUUAAAGUAAUCAUUUAACAAAGUAUGUAAAGAAUCGUAAAAUGGCAUUUUUAUGCCCAGUUCGUAUCAGACGUGGUAAAAAGAAAAAAUCAUCAAGUGUAGAUCUAGAAAAAGAACUUGCAAGAUCCAAUAAUGGGGUUACACCUGGAAUGGGAAGAAUCACAGGUUCUGCAAGUAUUGAAACACUAGUUAGAGUAGGAAUUGAAAAAGAGCAUGGAUUAUCCCCAGACAGUAAAAUGGUUGUUUUACAUGAUUUUACACCAUGUGUUGAUGAUGAGCUUGAAGUAAAAAGAGGACAGAUUGUGAACAUUUUGUAUAGGGAAAAUGAUUGGGUGUACGUAAUAGGUCUUGAUACAAGACAAGAAGGCUUUAUUCCUUAUUCAUAUUGUACACCUUACAACAAUCAUUUAGCAGAACUUGCUAUUAAGAAGAAACUUCCUAGAGGAGAACAUUUGGCAUCUGGAGAAAGUUUAGACACAAAUCAAGAUUGUGAAGGGGCAGGUGCCGACAGUGACACAGAUUCUAUUGAUAGAAAAAAACAUGGAACAGGUGCGGCGUCCCCCAUUAGCAUUCAUUCUGAACCUGACAUGAUACCUUUUUCGAAAGACCCGUCUGGUCGGUACAUUGUCUUGUAUACAUUUAUAGCUAGAGAUGAAAAUGAUGUAUCAGUUGAAAGAGGAGAAUUUGUAACUGUUUUAAACAGGGAAGAUCCUGAUUGGUACUGGAUUGUAAGGAGUGAUGGUCAGGAGGGAUUUAUUCCUUCAGGAUUUGUUUAUCCAGCAGAUAAUGUGAUACAAGGACAUUUAAGUUCAACAAAUGCUAGUGGAAACGGCAACUUUCCCAAUCAGAACAAUAACCAUUCCCUAGGCACGUCUACUGCAGAUGAUCUUCGUUAUCACGGUACAGAAUUGGUAAUGCUUUAUGAUUACAAAGCGCAAGCUCCUGACGAUUUGACAGUUCGAAGGGGCGAUUGGAUAUAUGCAGAUCUCAAUAAUCAAACGGUGGAUGGUUGGUUGUGGGCUUACGCUCCUAAAACUAGAAAAUACGGUUUCAUUCCGAAAGCUUAUGCUAGACCUCCAGCUAUGACAAGCCUUUAAAAUUGCCAUGAUACGCUCUUUUUUUUUUAAUAUUUUUUAUAUAUUUUUUGAUAAUAUUUUUGUAAAAAGUAUUUUAUACCAAAUAAAU